Molecule: messenger RNA, 654 nt
Organism: Hymenoscyphus albidus
Lineage: Eukaryota; Fungi; Ascomycota; Leotiomycetes; Helotiales; Helotiaceae
Source: the annotation of a GenBank genome assembly
AUGUCAGCUAUCGAAGUUUACGCCUACUGCAUGCAGUGCGAGAAGGAGCGCUAUAUUGACUGGACCGGUACUUGUCCAAAGGGCCAUGAUCCUGACAGUUUGUCUGACUCAUCUGUUUCGGAAGCCUCUGACGACGACUCAGAUGGAGGAUUUUUGCUAGAAUAUGCCUCUCAAGGCUCCUCUGAUCUCCCUCGCUCAGGUCAAGUAUCUGAAGUUGAUUCCGAUGCAGCCGAGGAGCUAUUUGAACUCUCAGGUAAUGUCCUAGAAGCAUUAUCGGAUCUUCUAUUGAGAACUAUGCUCUGCGACGAUGUCGGCUGCUGUGAUGCUGAAGAAGCUGAAGAUGAUGCCUCUGAGGCUGCAUGGUCUACAACAGGUCGCUGCGACGAGGCCGAUUGCUUGUGCUGCCAUGAUGCCCAAGACGCUGAUCAGGAGCCUCCAACAUAUUCUACGGAAGGUACUAAUCACAGCCCUCAUAUGAUCGAUAUAGAAGACCUCUUUCUCACUGAGGCCGCCUUUUGCUCUCAAUUCGAUGAGGUGGCUGCUGCAGGAGGGGCUACGAUGGAUUUAGAAACCGAGGAACUCUUGGACUCGGCUAGAAUUAUUAAGUCCCUAAAGGCCGUGCGAGCCUUGAUAGCUUCGCAAGCUAGGGAGUAA